AUGGCUGGAUCCACCUUGCUUUUUUCCACUCCCAAGGUCUCUCACUCCAAAAUACUCAAUCCAAUCCCUAGAUGUACGCUUACGAAAUCUCUGCCCCAAUAUAAUCAGAACAAAGUUAUUGGCCCGAUCAUUGUUUGUGCUCUGCGAGACAAAUAUUUUAGGAGUGAUUUUGGUGCUGAGCUCGAAUCGGACAACAAUGGAUGGAAGAAACUGUUGGACUCGUUGUCCGUGCUCUGUGCUUCUGUUGCCUUGUCGGCGAGUUUGUUCGUGGCAGACGUUGAUUGCGCAUCGGCUUUUGUAGUUACUACUCCGAGGAAGUUGCAGUCGGAUGAGCUUGCUACUGUUCGUCUUUUUCAGGAGAACACUCCAUCUGUUGUCUACAUUACUAAUCUAGCUUCAAGGCAAGAUGCGUUUACUUUGGAUGUGUUGGAGGUGCCACAAGGAUCGGGAUCUGGAUUUGUUUGGGAUGUGCAAGGCCAUAUUGUUACGAACUAUCAUGUGAUUCGUGGCGCAUCUGAUCUCAAGGUAACCCUCGCAGACCAGAGUACAUAUGAUGCAAAAGUUGUUGGAUUUGAUCAGGAUAAAGAUGUUGCUGUACUAAGUAUUGAUGCGCCAAAAGACAAGCUAAGACCAAUACCAAUUGGCAUAUCUGCUGACUUGCUUGUUGGUCAAAAAGUGUAUGCAAUAGGAAAUCCGUUUGGACUUGACCACACACUUACUACAGGUGUCAUAAGUGGUCUUCGGAGGGAAAUAAGUUCAGCUGCAACUGGCCGUCCGAUUCAGGAUGUCAUUCAGACCGAUGCUGCAAUCAACCCAGGCAACAGUGGGGGCCCACUUCUUGAUAGUUCCGGAAACCUUAUCGGGAUAAACACAGCUAUAUACUCUCCUUCUGGUGCUUCGUCUGGUGUCGGUUUUUCCAUUCCAGUUGACACUGUAAGUGGGAUCGUUGAUCAAUUGGUGAAGUUCGGGAAAGUUACCCGUCCUAUUUUAGGGAUUAAAUUUGCUCCUGAUCAGUCAGUCGAGCAACUAGGAGUCAGUGGGGUCCUUAUAUUGGAUGCUCCUUUGAAUGGGCCAGCUGGCAAAGCAGGUCUUCAACCCACCAAACGUGAUGCCUAUGGAAGACUUGUACUCGGGGAUAUAAUUACAUCAGUUAACGGGAAGAAGGUUUCAAAUGGUAGUGACUUGUACAGAAUUCUUGACCAGUGCAAAGUAGGAGAUAAGGUUACUGUAGAAGUCCUGCGUGGGGAUAAACUGGAGAAAGUCCCAGUAAUCCUCGAACCAAAGCCAGACGAAUCGUAA
Striga hermonthica is the source of this 1299-nucleotide messenger RNA. The record is from the annotation of a GenBank genome assembly. NCBI's taxonomy places the organism in Eukaryota, Viridiplantae, Streptophyta, Magnoliopsida, Lamiales, Orobanchaceae.